Molecule: messenger RNA, 1831 nt
Organism: Cuscuta campestris
Lineage: Eukaryota; Viridiplantae; Streptophyta; Magnoliopsida; Solanales; Convolvulaceae
Source: the annotation of a GenBank genome assembly
AUUUAAUUUGUGGUCAAAGAGUAUCACCAUCUCUUUAAAAAAAGUUAAAACUGAAAACGUUUUUCUUGAACCCCAAUGGAUCUGCGCUCUGUCACCUACACUAAAACCUUCAAACCCGAAAGAGUGAAAGAAUAAAUAUGGAGUAGUGCAUAUAACACACAUUGGGCGCCAAUUUCAGUGUGGGAUGGAAGGAAGGAGAACGAGGAGGUCUCGCGGAGGCCAAAGCAAUGAAACUCUUUUGCCCUUGCGCGCGCAUCGCCUUUCCAACACCAUUUCUUGCUGGUAUUGUGACUUCAAGUUCUCUUUGUGGAACGAACCCCUCUUUGUAUUCGGACGGCGAUACUCUAGGUACUUGAGAUCUUGGUUUGCCAUGGGGGUUGGCUUUAGUCUUGCAGCUUUGCUUGGAGUGACUCUGAUUCUUCUCUGGGAAUUAAGUAGAACUCUGCGUCCAUACAAUGGAGAGGCCCAAUUCAGUUCUCUCUUAACUGGCUCCUUAAUUGGCAUUCCAUCUAAUCCUUCAGGUUUGACCAUCUCCUUUGCUGGCAUUGGAUACUUGUGUCUAUCUACCAUUAUAUCUGUAUCUGUGCACGAACUUGGACAUGCUCUUGCUGCUGCAAGUGAGGGCAUACAAAUGGUGUACAUUGCUGUGUUUUUGGCAGUAAUAUUUCCAGGUGCUCUGGUAGCAUUUAAUCAUGAGAUGUUGCAGGCAUUACCGAAACCCGCAGCUCUUCGUAUAUACUGUGCUGGAAUUUGGCAUAAUGCAGGACUUUGUGCUAUUUGUGCCAUUUCAUUGUUCAUCCUACCAUUAGUCUUGUUUCCUGUUUACAGACACGGUGAAGGACCCAUGGUUUUAAAUGUCGCAUCAACAUCACCACUGUCUAGAUACCUGUCUUCCUAUGAUGUGAUCCAUUCUGCCGAUGGUAUCCGCAUUAAUGAUGUUCAAGAGUGGCUUCAGAUUGGUACUCCCUUAACUGGGAAGGAAUACCAAAGAAAUUACAGUGCUUAUAAACACAGUAGCCGGAAAGGUUACUGUGUUCCUGAUUCAUUGCUUGAAAAGAGCAUUCAUGUUCAACUGAUAGACAAUGAAACAACUUGUCCAAAUGAUCUUAUAGACUUCGUAGAAACGCCAUGCCAGGAAAUGAGAUUGUCAGAUGAUUGGCAUGUGGAAAAUAUCUAUUGCUUGUCUGCCAAGGAUAUUUUAGACUUUAAGAAAUGUGGAGGCGGGUGGGAAAAGGCUUCUAGUAAUAGAAGCAGCUGCCCGUGCUCACAGGAAGAAUCUUGCCUUGCUCCGUUCCUAUUGCCUGGCGUUGCAUGGGUGGAGAUCACAUAUCUAAGGCCUUUUAUUCCAAGAUGUCAAAAGUCUCAAACAGCUCAUUUCCUAGAUGAUAAGAAUUCUGAUCUUGGCGGCAAGGGCUGCUCUCAGAGUUUUGUAUUUAUGGGUGACCUGGAAGCAAUGUUAGGUUCAGUUCAUCUGACCUCAUAUCAGCCUCGUUGGCCUAGUAAAUUUGGUGCCCAUUUCCCAAGCGCUCUGGAAAAGCUUUUGAUGUUUGUGUUUCACGUCUCUCUCGCACUUGCACUUCUCAACAGCCUGCCGGUAUAUUUUCUAGAUGGUGAAUCCAUUCUGGAGCUGACACUGCAGUACCUCUGGUUCUUGAGUCCCAGACAGAGGGAAGUGGCUCUUCAAUGUUGUCUACUUGGAGGGACUUUCAUUUCCAUCCUUGUCAUUUUCCGGAGUUUGCUUUUGUUUUAGUACUAAAAUCCCCCCUUUUUAAUAUAUCAGAGUGAGAAGUUUAAAAAGAGCAAGUCUUGAGAAGAAAGAGGUUGAGGGGCU